Molecule: messenger RNA, 510 nt
Organism: Ochotona princeps (American pika)
Lineage: Eukaryota; Metazoa; Chordata; Mammalia; Lagomorpha; Ochotonidae
Product: non-histone chromosomal protein HMG-17-like
Exons: 1
Coding region: 96-353 (85 amino acids)
Biological process (GO): chromatin organization
Cellular component (GO): nucleus; chromatin
Molecular function (GO): nucleosomal DNA binding
Source: RefSeq, a predicted model, not a curated record
UGUGAAGAAGUGGCGAGGACGACCCCCAGACCGACCUAAGCCCGCGCACUGCCACGUCCCAGCGCCCACGGCCCGCCACUGCCGUCACCACCACCAUGCCCAAGAGAAAGGCCAAAGGGGAUGCUAAAGGAGAUAAGGCCCAGGUGAAGGACCAACCACAGAGAAGAUCGGCCAAGCUGUCUGCUAAACCAGCUCCUCCAAAGCCAGAACCCAAGCCUAAAAAGGGAGAGAAGGUACCCAAAGGGAAAAAGGGAAAAGCCGAUGCUGGCAAGGAUGGAAAAAACCCUGCAGAAAAUGGAGAUGCCAAAACAGACCAGGCACAGAAAACUGAAGGUGCUGGAGAUUCCAAGUGAAGUGUGUGCAUUUUUGAUAACUGUGUACUUCUGGUAACUGUACAGUUUGAAAUACUAUUUUAUAUCAAGUUUUAUAAACACGCAGAGUUUUGUUUUACUUUUUUUUUUAAGCUAUGUUGUUAGCACACAGAACACUUCAUUGUUGUUUGGGGGGAAG